Erigeron canadensis is the source of this 1431-nucleotide messenger RNA. Its product is annotated as taxadiene 5-alpha hydroxylase-like. The transcript has 4 exons. The coding region runs from base 1 to 1431 and encodes 476 amino acids. The record is from RefSeq and is a predicted model, not a curated record. Gene Ontology annotation, biological process: sterol metabolic process. Lineage: Eukaryota; Viridiplantae; Streptophyta; Magnoliopsida; Asterales; Asteraceae. Gene Ontology annotation, molecular function: oxidoreductase activity, acting on paired donors, with incorporation or reduction of molecular oxygen; heme binding; iron ion binding.
AUGUUAUACUUAUUUUUGGUGUCAAUUUUCCUUUAUGUAUACUUUUUUUCACGAGGCAAGAAAUAUUCCGGUCGAUUACCCCCUGGUUCGUUGGGACUUCCUUUGAUAGGUCAAAGCUUUGAUCUUCUAAAAGCUUUGAAAUCCGACGAGGUCGAAGAAUGGAUCAAAAAAAGAAUUGCUAAACAUGGUCCAAUUUGGAAAACCAGACUAUUUGGAUAUCCAACAGUUGUUUUACAUGGUAUAGCGGCAAAUAAGUUUGUAUACACUUGUGAUGGAAACAUACUCACCAACAAACAGCCACCAUCUAUUAGUAGGAUCAUGGGUACUCGUAAUAUAAUCGAAUUGACGGGUGAUGAUCACAAACGAGUUAGAGGCGCCUUGGUUUCUUUCUUGAAGCCUGAUGUUUUGAAGCAAUAUGUUGCAAAAGUAGAUGAAGAAAUCCAAAACCACUUGGAGACGCAUUGGCGUGGUAAAAAUGAGGUCCAGGUGCAACCCUUGAUUAGGAACUUAACCUUCAACGUAAUUUGUUCACUUCUCAUUGGGAUCGAAAGAGGACCUAAACGAGACCGUUGUCUACCACUUUUUCAAGAUCUGAUCAAAAGUAUGCUUGGAAUUCCGGUCAACUUGCCUUUUACUAAAUUUGGCCGUGGACUUAAAGCGAGGAAGAAACUAGUAACAAUGCUUGAAGAUCUUAUAAAUGAGAAACGAGAAGCACUCAAAGAGCAAAAACAACAAGCUAAUCCUCAUAAAGAUCUUAUUGCUUCGUUGCUUCAGAGUAAAAACGAUGAUAGCUCGACAAUGAUGUCUGAUGAGGAGAUCAUUGACAACAUCAUGGUUGUUAUGGGUGCAGGAUAUGAUACUACAUCCAUUCUGCUUACACUGUUGAUGAGACUUUUGGCUAACGAUGAAUCUAUUUACUCUAAGAUAUCCGAAGAACAAGAAGAAAUAUCCAAGCGUAAAGCACCAGGGGAAGCUUUGACAUGGGAAGACCUUACUCAGAUGAAAUACACAUGGAGAGUAGCUUCCGAGACACUUAGAAUACACCCUCCUGUGAUUUUAACAAUUCGACGAGCAGCCCAAGAUUUUGAGUACGGAGGAUACAUUAUCCCCAAAGGAUGGCAAGUGAUGCUUUCAUCGUCAAUGACGCAUAAUGAUGAUAGCAUUUUCCAAAACCCAACCAUGUUUGAUCCGACCCGUUUUGAGAAGAAUGCACCAUCACCACCACCUUUCAGUUUGUUGCCAUUUGGAGCUGGGCCAAGGAUGUGUCCUGGUUUUGAACUUGCAAAAAUGGAAACUUUAGUUAUGAUUCAUCGCUUGGUGACGAUGUUCAAGUGGGAGCUUGUUAACAAAGACGCAUCGUUUAAAAGAAUCCCGAUGCCAGAGUUUGAUCAAGGGAUGAAGGUUCAAUUAAAGCCAAUAGAAAGAGACUAG